Myxocyprinus asiaticus (Chinese sucker) is the source of this 3520-nucleotide messenger RNA. RefSeq names its product armadillo repeat-containing protein 6-like. The transcript is spliced from 7 exons. Gene Ontology annotation, molecular function: protein binding. The coding region runs from base 240 to 1775 and encodes 511 amino acids. The record is from RefSeq and is a predicted model, not a curated record. Lineage: Eukaryota; Metazoa; Chordata; Actinopteri; Cypriniformes; Catostomidae. Gene Ontology annotation, biological process: hematopoietic progenitor cell differentiation.
GGGCGGGGUUUUGAUGUGUAACAAGAUUAUUAUCAGUCUUGUUGGAAACAUUUUUGUUUAACGUUUGAUUCGAAUGAGCGAAACUCUCAGGUAGUAACUUUACAGUGUAAAAAUGUUAAAUUUUUAAUACAUAAUGUAUUUGUCUGAGUCACGCUUGCUUGCAGUGUAUGGUUACCAUGGUACAGUGAUGUUAUCACAUGGUAAUACAUUAGUACUUUGAUAUAUACCAUGAUAUUUAUAUGGUACUUCAGUGCCUUGAUAUUGCCAUUGAGCAGGUCUUAAAAACAUGGUACUUUAGAAUACAUUUGGACAAACAUGACAUUGAAACUGAACCUGUGUUGUGUUGUUUUGGAGCAAUUUCUGUUGCAGUCAUGGCCAAACGGAGGAUAACACAGGAGACUUUUGAUGCAGUGGUCAGAGAAAACAUUGAGGAGUUUGACAUGGAGGGAAAUGAAGCAUUGGAAGAGGCCAUCAAACAGUUUGAGUCUCAAUGUGUGGACCUCAGCAACAUUGUGAAGGCAGUGCCAAAAGUGUCUUCUGAAGAAAACACAGAAGACCAAACUCAUGAGGUUCUUCAGGCUUUAGAGUCCCUUAAAUCUGCAGUGGCGUCAUCGUCCACAUCUGUACUGGAGGAUCUGCGAGUGUUCACAAAGCAGUGCUCUGUGGACUUUGCUCAGAGAUACCUGGCAGCUCAAAAGGACGCGUAUCCCACUAUCCUCACCUGCUGCCAGAGAGCCGGAGAAGAGAAGGAGGCGCUCUCCGUCGCUCUUGUCGCUCUCUCCGCGCUAACAGACGGCCAGCCGGAUCUCCUGGAUGUGGAAGGACGAGAGUUUUUGAUCGGAGCUUUAACGACGCACCAGUCGGACCCCGCUCUCACCUGCCUGUGCAUCCGUAUCAUUCGACACUUCUGUCUGAAACAUGAGAAUAACAGGCAGGCUUUUGUGAAGGCAGGUGCUUUGGCACUGCUCACCGGGAGCAUCACACGCCACACCGAACAUCCUGAGGUCGUGAGGGAGGCCUGUCUCGCGCUGAGGGUCAUGACCUUCGACGAUGACGUGCGUGUGCCUUUUGGACAAGCCCAUGAACAUGCUAAGAUGAUCGUGAUGGAGCAGAACGGACUGAAAGUCAUUACUGAAGCUGCUAAAGCUCACCCAGAGAACACGGCAGUGCUCAGUGAACUCUGUGCCACCCUCUCUCGUCUCGCUGUGAGAAAUGAGUUCUGUCAGGACAUCGUAGAGCUCGGAGGCUUGAAAUUCAUGAUAAAACUCCUGGCUGACAGUUUAGAUUGUCAGGAACUUGUAAAGCAGGUGCUCAAUGCAUUGAAGGCCAUCGCAGGAAAUGAUGAUGUCAAAGAUGCCAUUGUGAAUACGGGCGGGGCAGAACUGAUUGUCAUAUCGAUGAACCGUCACAUGGCCAAUGCACAGGUGUGUGAACAGGGAUGUGCAGCGCUAUGUGUGCUCGCUCUACGUAAACCCAAUAACUGUACAGUCAUUAUGGAGUGUGGCGGAGCGCUGGCAACACUGCAGGCCAUGAAGAAUCAUCCAGCUGAAGUCAAUGUGCAGAAACAGUCGUGCAUGCUGUUGAGAAACCUGGUCGCUCACACACGUGACUUCACUCAGCCGAUACUGGAAAUGGGAGCGGAAGCACUGAUAUCCCAGGCUCUGACCGCUCACAGGGACUGUGGCGAUGUGGGACGGGCCGCCCUACGAGAUCUCGGCUGCCAUGUUGAACUGCGAGAACUCUGGACAGGCAAGAAGGGAAGCCUGAGUCACUGAAUGAACUGUGAUGCCAAAUUUCUGCUUCAUUCAAUCAUUCACUAUUGAAUCAUGUGACAGCAUGUCUUAACAGUGGAGGUCAUACUAAAUGUAUGCAAUUAAACAUCCUUUUUAGUGGUAUUGAAGUACAUCUGCGGUCUGACUUUAAGUUAUAGUGUAAAUAUAUUUAAUUAUUAUUAUUUCUUUUUGUCAAAGUUUUGUUGCCCCUAUUUAUGGUUAUUAGAGUUGUUUCUACAACAGAAUUGAAACUGUGUUGGAAUAUCUUGUUUUGGAAGAAUCAAGUGUACUUAAUUCAGAUUUGCAUUGUGAAUUAUCACACUGUGGCCCAUUGGCUUAAUUUAAAGACCAUGAGCCUGGCUGUUGGUCAAAUGUGUAUUCACUGGAGUGCAUUGAAAGUUUAUUUGUAUUUUCUUUUUACAUUCCAAAGUGUUUUAAUUAUGUUGAACAUGAGAUAUUCAUGCAUACUGAGACAAGAUAAUAUUAGCUCUGUUUAAACCUUGCCUGCAAUAGAACAUAUGUACUGUAUUGGUGCAAAACAGUACCCUGGUAUUAACAUAGUACAUUAUCCAAAACCCCAUGGUUCUACCAUGCUACUUGAUACUUAUUUUUUCAGUACUUCCAAAAAGGAAAAGUUCUGUAUCGUAUAAAAUGGUAAUACUAUGGUACCAUAUUCAUAUACCAUGUUGUUUAGCCUACAUGAUGCUACAUAUAAUUGCAUGGGUUUACCAUCUGAAAAUGGUCUCAUUUCAAUAUCCAAAAAAACCAUGGUACUUCCUUAUAAGUGGGGUAACUAGUCAAAUAGUAAUACCAUGGUACUUUACAAUUGUAAAGCUCUGUAAUUGGAAUUUUUACUAGUAAAAUUCAAUUUUAGAGCUCUCUAAUGACAUUUUUACUAUUAAGAAUGUAAUUGCAGAGCUCUGUGAUUCAAUUACAGAGCUGUGCAAUUAACCAUAUCUUUAAUUAUAUUUUACUAGUAAAAAUUAAAUUGUAGUGCUCUGUCACUGGAAUACUUAGUAAUAAAAAUCAAAUUAGAGAGCUCUCUAAUUGGAAUAUUUAAUAAUAAAAAAUGAAUUGUACAGCUCUCUAAUUGAAAUUCUUACUAGUAAAAAUUUAAUUGUAGAGUUCUGUAAUUAUAAAUGAAUGGGAGUCAAUGAAAACAUGACAAGUAAAUGUUCAAUUGUAAAGCUCUGUAAUUUGAAUUUUUACUAGUAAAAUGCAAUCGUAGAGCUCUCUAAUGGCAUUUUUACUAUUAUGAAUGUAUUUGCAGAGCUCUGUGAUUCAAUUACAGAGCUGUGUAAUUAACCAUAUCUUUAAUUAUAUUUUACUAGUAAAAAUUAAAUCGUAGAUCUCUGUCACUGGAAUACUUACUAGUAAAAAUCUAAUUAGAGAGCUCUCUAAUUGGAAUUUUUACAAGUAAAAAUUCAGUUGUAGAGCUCUCUAAGUGGAGUUAUUACUAGUAAAAAUGCAAUUACUGAGUUAUCUUAUUGGAAUUCUUACUAGUAAAAAUUUAAUUGUAGAGUUCUGUAAUUAAAAAUGAAUGGGAGUCAAUGGAAACAUAUGACAAAUAAAUAUUCAAUUGUAGAGCUCUGUAAUUGGAAUAUUAAUGGGUAAAAAUGCAGUUUUAGAGCUCUCUAAUUGGAAAUCUUACUAGUAAAAAUGCAGUUUUAGAGCUGUAUAAUUAAAUUUUUAAUUGUAAAAAUGCAAUUAUGAUGAGUAACGCUGGGAACAUUAAAAGAUAAUUUGGC